This is a messenger RNA of Aspergillus melleus, 561 nucleotides long. It is a transcript of the gene EXG3, whose product is annotated as Glucan 1,3-beta-glucosidase 3. The coding region runs from base 1 to 561 and encodes 186 amino acids. The transcript has a single exon. The record is from RefSeq and is a predicted model, not a curated record. NCBI's taxonomy places the organism in Eukaryota, Fungi, Ascomycota, Eurotiomycetes, Eurotiales, Aspergillaceae.
AUGAACGACGGGGCUUGGAAGCACAUGGACACAUUAGAACGAGAUGUAUUAUCGAAGAGCUUCGGCCAGGAGCAAACCAAACAAUGGACCUCCAAAGCCAGUGGAUCUGCUUUCUACCGCUUCAAAUCGAGCGGAGCCUGCGGUGUGGAGCGUGAUUUCGAACAACAAGUCAAAAAUGGCUCGAUUCCUGCACCAGCAUGGCUUACGGUACCUCGUGACCAAGUUUCUGCCAAAGUCGAACAGGCAAAUUCCCAAAGGCCUCAGCUGCAAAACAAAUUCCUCUCACAGACUUCAGGAUCCAUGAGCCCUCAUGGCCGCCGCCGCUUCUCCCUUGGCUGGGACCUUGGUUUCAAUGAUGCGCUGUGCUUUUUCGCCGCGAUGUCUCGAGAUGUCAUCCCUGGCCACAGGGACGGGGGAGACAAAAUCGGUGCUCUGGACCUAUGGGUUCGGAAGCGUGUAAUUGAAGCGACUUGCUUAGGCGAGGACCUCGACGUUGAAUGGGAGAAUGGUUUCCGAACCGGAGUUGACGAUUUUUACAACGCAGUUGCAGUCGCCAUUUGA